Molecule: messenger RNA, 2202 nt
Organism: Cercocebus atys (sooty mangabey)
Lineage: Eukaryota; Metazoa; Chordata; Mammalia; Primates; Cercopithecidae
Product: MAM and LDL-receptor class A domain-containing protein 1-like
Exons: 12
Coding region: 1-2202 (733 amino acids)
Cellular component (GO): membrane
Molecular function (GO): protein binding
Source: RefSeq, a predicted model, not a curated record
AUGGUCAUGACAAAACUUAUAAAUGUAGGUAGAAGUCGAAUUGGAAUUCAGGAACUAGGCUGUAUAUUGGUGGAGGCUUCAGUGGGAGAUGGCUUCACUGGAGAUAUUGCGAUUGAUGAUCUGUCAUUCCUGGACUGCACCCUCUACCCUGGUAAUUUGCCAGCAGACUUUCCAACUCCACCCGAAAUCUCAGUUCCUGUAACAUUACCUCCACACAACUGCACAGACAAUGAAUUUGUCUGCAGGUCUGAUGGUCAUUGCAUCGAAAAAAUGCAGAAAUGUGAUUUUAAAUAUGACUGCCCUGACAAAUCAGAUGAAGUAUCCUGUGUUAUGGAAGUUUGCAGCUUUGAGAAAAGAAGCCUGUGUAAAUGGUAUCAACCUAUCCCAGUACAUUUACUUCAAGAUUCAAACACAUUCAGAUGGGGGCUUGGGAACGGGAUUAGCAUUCAUCAUGGGGAAGAAAACCACAGGCCAUCGGUGGAUCAUACACAAAAUACCACAGAUGGCUGGUACCUGUAUGCUGACAGUUCUAAUGGGAAAUUUGGUGACACAGCUGACAUUCUUACUCCUGUCAUUUCAUUCACGGGACCAAAAUGUACCUUGGUGUUCUGGACACAUAUGAAUGGGGCCACCGUUGGUUCUCUUCAGGUACUCAUCAAGAAAGAUAAUGUGACUUCUAAAUUGUGGGCUCAAACUGGAUGGCAAGGUGCACAGUGGAAGAGAGCAGAAGUUUUUUUAGGCAUUCGUUCACAUACACAGGUGUGUAAUACAGGUAGUUAUGGGAUUGUCUUCAGAGCCAAACGUGGUAUCAGUUACACAGGAGAUGUAGCAGUGGAUGAUAUUUCCUUCCAAGAUUGCUCCCCUUUGCUUAACCCAGAUAGAAAGUGUAAUGCUCACGAAUUCAUGUGUGCUAAUAAGUACUGCAUUGCAAAGGACAAGCUUUGUGAUUUUGUGAAUGAUUGUGCUGAUAAUUCAGAUGAGACUACUUUCAUUUGUCGUACCUCCAGUGGGCGCUGUGAUUUCGAAUUUGAUCUUUGUUCCUGGGAGCAGGAGAAAGAUGAGGACUUUGACUGGAAUCUGAAAGCUAGCAGCAUCCCUGCAGCAGACACAGAGCCAGCGGCAGAUCACACUUUGGGAAAUUCAUCUGGUCAUUACAUCUUUAUAAAGAGUUUGUUCCCUCAGCAGCCCAUGAGAGCUGCCAGAAUUUCAAGUCCAGUUAUAAGUAAGAGAAGCAAAAACUGCAAGAUUAUUUUUCAUUAUCACAUGUAUGGAAAUGGCAUUGGGGCACUCACCUUAAUGCAGGUGUCAGUCACAAACCAAACGAAGGUUCUACUUAACCUCACUGUAGAACAAGGCAAUUUUUGGCAGAGGGAAGAACUGUCACUGUUUGGUGAUGAAGACUUCCAACUCAAAUUUGAAGGGAGAGUUGGGAAAGGUCAGCGUGGCGACAUUGCACUUGAUGACAUUGUGCUUACAGAAAAUUGUCUAUCACUCCGUGAAUCCAUGCAAGAACAACUGGCAGUGCCUCUUCCAACAGGUUUCUGCCCACUUGGCUAUUGGGAAUGUCAGAAUGGAAAAUGCUAUAGGCUGGAACAAAGCUGUAACUUCGUAGAUGACUGUGGAGAUAAUACUGAUGAAAAUGAGUGUGGUAGCUCCUGCACUUUUGAAAAAGGCUGGUGUGGCUGGCACAACUCCCUGGCUGACAACUUUGAUUGGGUUUUAGGGGUUGGUUCUCAUCAAAGCUUAAGACCUCCCAAAGACCACACACUUGGAAAUGAAAAUGGGCACUUCAUGUAUCUGGAGGCCACUCCAGUGGGCCUUCGGGGUGACAAAGCACACAUCAGGAGUACCAUGUGGCGGGAAUCCAGUGCAGCCUGCACCAUGAGCUUCUGGUAUUUCAUAUCUGCAAAGGCAACAGGAUCCAUUCAGAUUCUCAUCAAGACAGAGAAAGGACUAUCAAAAGUAUGGCAAGAAAGUAAGCAGAACCCUGGUAAUCACUGGCAAAAGGCCAACAUCCUGCUAGGAAAGUUAAGGAAUUUUGAAGUCAUAUUUCAAGGUAUCAGAACAAGAGAUCUGGGAGGAGGAGCUGCAAUUGAUGAUAUUGAAUUUAAAAACUGUACAACUGGUAAGUUUCCAGAAAGCACUUCCAUUUUGAAGCACAUUUAUAAUCUUAACCAUUUUAUCUUUGUUGCACAUGUUUAA